GGCAAAUUCAUUGUCGCUGUACAACAAUUCAGUUACACAGUCAUUACCACACCAAGACGAGUUCGUUCCUGCAAAUACGACCAUUCUAAUCGCCCCGAGUUUCCAAUCCUUCAGCUUCGCUAUCUCGCUUUGACCGAACGACCUUGUCAAUUCACUUCGUUUCAAGGAGACUAUUGAGUUGUUCCAGCCUGAAAUUAUCUGCAUCUGCGUGUGUUGAUCACAUCACAAGAUAUAUCAUACUCUCGCACCUUGACCAUCAGCUAUUAAGCUUUCGACGUGUCUCGCUCCUGUUUUUCAAUAAUCGAAGGGUUGCGCUGAUCUAUUCUCCGAGUCCAAAGGGUUGCUCAUUCCAUUCAUAACCGCGACUUUACGAUGAACAAUCGCAAUGGACCUUUGUCACCAGUUUCAAUAGGAAGCAACAACGAAUGGUCAGGAAUUGAAAAAUAUCAAGACGAUAACGAUUCGCCCUACCAGAUGAAUCGCGGACAACUUGCUUCACCGCCGAUAUCGAGCGGAUCAAACGGUACAAUGAAUGGGGGGGAUUUCCCGCCUAGAGGUACUUCUGGUGGCAGCCCUGGCAAUCCAUCUCCUCCGAGCUCCAUUGGCCGUUCAAGUAUCGGCACAGGUUUAUAUGCAGGGAGCGAAAGUGGGCAGGACAAGAAAGAUGAACAAUUCGAAGCCUUACUAUCAGAGCACUACGUUUCGUUAAAGCGAUACCUGGCAGCGUCGCUGAGAGAUGAGAAGGGGAAUCCUAGACCCAACAGAGCGCGAGAUAAGUUGCUACGAUUGUCUCCUGUUCAAUUCCAGGAACUUAGUACCGAUGUCUUUGAUGAACUUCUACGGAGGCAGCAGGCAGGGAGAAGGACUCCCAAUGGACAGAGAAAUGAUCAAGGACCUCCGCCGUACUUGUUGCCGAAAAACACGUUCCACCCGAAACGAAAUCAGGCCCGCCAAAAGUUGUCUACGCUACCACCGCCCAGGUUCAGAGAUUUAGCUACAGAUGUAUUUUAUGAAUUGGAGCGAAGGUUUCCGCAAUUCACGGCUGGUGAUAGAAGUCGUAUGGGUAGUCCUGUAUCUACGAGAGGACCUCCAAGUAGGAAUGGGAAUGGCACACCUGUAGAUUUGCCACCAAGAGGUCCAAGCCGUAUGCGCCGACCUUCAGACGCCAGCUCUAUUGGCCCCUAUUCAAUAAGAAGCGAGAGGAGAAGUGAGAGAAGCGAAUCGCGCAAUGGGUCAAGGAUGGCGCCGUCAAAUGGUCCAAAUGGUAGUUUGGGUAUUCCACCUUCACCUGGUGUACCACCUAAUGAUUACGGCCGACCGACACCAAAAACUUUUCAAAGCAACACAAUUGUACCUAACAAAAGUACUAUGGUUGAAGAUGACGAGAGCGGGCCUGAAGAUAAUGAUGAUGAUGACGGGGAUGCUUUUGGAUUAGAGGGAGCAGCAAGAGAUCGAGAGAGUAAGAAAAGCAUUGGGGGCUCAGAGAACGAUCAGAAACUUAUCGACGAUUACCAAUCUCAAAUAGCAGAGCUUCGAGAACGACUUGAUUCCAUGGAAGACGACUUGAAACGGAAGGAUGAUGAACUCAAUAUUGUUAUGGACCAGCAAAGGGGAAGGGAUGCAUCAGCAGAUGCGGACAGAAAGGAAUGGGAAGACCUUAGAAUAGAUCUCGAAAAUAGGCUUGCAGAUGCACAAAAUCUCAACGACACUCUACAAUCAGAAAUUGACCAAGCACGGGACUCACAAGCCAAUUCGGAUAGAGAGUUAAAGUCUCAAAUUGAAGAGCUUCAAAUUGCUCUUGUGGACGCUGGUAAAAGCGUGGGAUCCAGCGACGCAGAUCUGAAAAGGGAAAACGAAGAGCUCAGAGCUGAGCUCAGAGAGCAACAAGAAAUCACCGAGGACGUUCGAAGUGAAGCCCAGGAGUUCCUUCGCGAAAUGAGGGUGUUGUCUGAACGAAGUACUGCAUCUUAUGAACGGGAGGAGCAACUUGAGACCAUGGUCAACAAGCUAGAGGAUGAAGUUAAGGAUUGGAGAAAUCGAUAUGCGAAAACAAAGACUCAGCUACGUACCUUGAGAGUAUCUUCAGUUGGCCUACCGAUACAAGAUGCAGCUAAGUAUGCAAAGGACACUGGGUUUACCGCAGAGAAUGGCGUUAUCAAGGAUGUUCAUAUUACUAAGUUUCAAGUUUCGGUUGAUGAGCUUUUACAGACGGCGCGCUCCAGCGAUCCUGAAAAGGUGAUUGAAUACAUGAAGAAUGUAGUUAUCAAUGUACGACAAAUCUCCCAAGAUAUCGAUAAAGCACCACAAAGCAGUGCAGAGUUGGCCCAGAAGCAGGCCAAGCUUAAGUCUAGACUCUCGGCGACGGCGAACAAUCUGAUCACCGCAUCCAAGAAUUUUGCUGGGGCCAAAGGGCUUUCGCCCGUUUCAUUGCUUGACGCAGCCGCUUCCCAUCUUACCACGGCGGUAAUCGAGCUUGUCCGGACAGUAAAGAUCAGGCCUACGCCUGCAGGAGAGCUAGAAGACAAUGGUGACGAUACUGUAGUCUCAAACGAAGUAGUAGUACCUGCGCCUGUAUCAACUCAACCCUCUACCAUCGGAGGACUUUUCUCAUCCAAGUCUGCUACAACAACUGAACCCAAACCCGCAGCAACCAAACCUUCUACUGGAGGCAUCUUUGGAUUCUUUGCAUCACGUGAAGUCAAGCAAGAGAAUGUUCCACCUCAGCAAGAAGCCGUUCAACCACAAAUAGAGAAUGUUCAAUCCCAAAAUGAUGAUAGCAAACAAAGCAUGGAUUCACCACGUCAAAGCCUAGACAAUUAUGACAGGCAAAGCGAGGACUUACCGAGGGAAAGCUUCGACGAUUACGUGCCUGGCCCAUUCCUUGGUCUAGGGAAUAAUCGUGCUAGCACCAAUUCAUCUAUGUACAGUCCAAUCAACUCCCCUCGCGAAUCAAUCGUCAUUCCCACGAGUUCUGUGAAGGACACUCUAAAGGCAGCCGAACCUAGUCCUAGAGAAAAUCCUCUAAGCCCAAUGACUAAUGGCGUCGAGCCUGUUAAUGGAAGCGCAAAGCCACUUCCACUGGCAUUACAAGUGCCCCGUGGUCCCCCAAGUGCUCCUCCAAGUGCUCCUCCAAGUCCCCUACCAGCUCCAAUGGGAGUGGGGUUCGGCCUCAGAUCGCAAGAUACUGAUAUUGAAGAUCUCAAGAUAUAUCUUGAAGAUCAAACGGCGCUCUUAGUCCAGAACAUCCAGUCUCUAGUCUCUUCUAUCCGUUCAGAAGGCGGCAUAAAUGCCAUCUCAACCCAGAUUGACGCAAUUGCCAAUGUUGUUGGUGAAGUUGUUGCUUCCACUGAGGAAGCCAUGGUUAACAAUCCAGAAAUCCGCUCACAAUGUCAACCAGUCUUGACAAAACUUUCUGGGUGCAGAGAGCAAAUCAUGGCUGCAGGGGAAGAGGGCAGAGAAAUUGCAAUCGAGGGAAGGGAAGAUGACAAAGGUGAUGCAGAAUGGCGAGCUUGGAACCAAAGUCUACCUCCUAUCGCGUUCGAAAUUGCCCGAGAAACCAAAGAAUUGGUCUUGAGAGUUGAUGUGCUUGAUGGAGAAGGUGGUGGAGAUGACGAUUUCUCAUAAUAAUUCGACCAAUGAUUAACGGGUUUCCGGGCAUCUUUUCAUGCAAGGACCACCCACAUAUCAUCUUUCAUCUGGUUUUUUUGCUGCUUGCUUCAUUUUUUGCAUAGCCAUGGAUGGUUCAUUUCUUUUAACGCACUAUUCCCAAUUUCUGGUUUGCAUUGGAAUUUUACCCCUUUUGCAUUCAACAGUUUUGUGUUUUCUACUAUUUUCUUGUUAUACGACAAAGCAUCGUCAGACGAGCGCACCAAUUGACGAUUUGAAUUGAUUGAAUGGGCACAUGUUUUUGGAGGCGGUGGCGCACCUCCCACGCACGCAUGCAUUAUUGAUGGAUACCUUUUUAUGUUAUUUUUGGAGGGUUUCUUUAUUUUUGCCGGCCUAAAUGCUAGCUGGCAUUUCUGCUUUUGACUCGGGGUUUAAAUCGCACACAGCAUAAUACAUAUCUACCGAAUCAUUAAUGAGAAGAUAAUUGCUAGUUUUAUUUUGGGGAUGGAAUGGGGAUGAGGUGGGGUGGACGUUUAUCAGUUCAGUCUCAGGGGUCACUGGAUCAAGGAGAGGAGAUUAUUCAAACUCGUGUAUAUAUUUGUGGGAUAUGAAAUGGGGAGAUGGGACGGGAAAUACAAAGUCCUCAUAAACUAGACACUUGCUCAUUUUCGAGAAGUGCAGUUGGCAAAAUGGAAUGGAACAUUAGGGGGAGAUGAGAUUAGGCUGGCGAUAAAGGAAAGAAGGCGGCA
This is a messenger RNA of Botrytis cinerea B05.10, 4355 nucleotides long. RefSeq names its product Bcspa2 (gene Bcspa2). Bases 373 to 3624 code for a protein of 1083 amino acids. Gene Ontology annotation, cellular component: cell cortex of growing cell tip; actomyosin contractile ring. The transcript is spliced from 3 exons. Gene Ontology annotation, molecular function: MAP kinase scaffold activity. The record is from RefSeq and is a predicted model, not a curated record. NCBI's taxonomy places the organism in Eukaryota, Fungi, Ascomycota, Leotiomycetes, Helotiales, Sclerotiniaceae.